ACACGUGUGGAUCGUUACUCCAACGAGUUCACUCGCAUUUACCUUCUGGCUGACAUUCCCCAAUGAAACGAAUAAUAAUGCGUAAAUUUGCAUCUAGUGUAGUUUAGUUAUUUUAGCUUUUACCACCUUGUUUAUAGAUAUUAGUCAUUUUGACGUUUUAUAGUUAACGUUACUGCCAUGGCUGAUGAUGUGUUGAUGCUCAACAUCUCUUCAGAUCCUUUCAAGUGUCCCACCAAUUAUUACCAGCGAUCUCUUUUAUCAGCAGAAAAAUAUUCAUGGAAAGGAAAAAAGAAGAAAUCGCUGAAAAGAAAGGCUGCCUUCGAGCCACAGGAGAACAGCGCCUUCAAACAGAGGAAGAUUAAUCAAACUGGUCAACAGCACACACAUACGCAAAAGCUGCAGUCCCCCAGAAGCCCAUCUCAGAGGAAUAAUAAUAGACACACAGAGGAGACCGGGGACCAGAGAGAAAACUCAGCUGCACAAUCCCCAUCAAAGGUGAAAACAUUUCCAAAGAAAGCUCCCGAAGAACAUAAAGACCAUGGCAGACCAUUUAUCAAGACAUCCUCUCUCUUCAAGAACAACCCAGUGAUCCAUGAUGUUCACAGUCCUGCAGUAACUCAAGUAAAAGAGAACGUUUUCACAAACAACACGUUUGAAGAGCUAAAUCUGCAUCGUCAUUUGGUGGCAACUCUUGAGAAGGUGUUGAAAGUGACCAGUAUGACCAGUGUACAGAAACAGAGCAUACCGGUGCUGAUGAUUGGUAAAGAUGCUGUGAUCCGUUCCCAGACUGGAUCAGGAAAAACAUUGGCCUAUGCGAUUCCAAUGGUGCAAUCCCUACAAGCAAUACAACCAAAAGUGAAGAGAUCAGAUGGACCUUUGGCUCUUAUCAUUGUUCCAACCCGAGAGCUUGCCCUGCAGACCUUUAAAAUGUUUCAGAAUCUUAUGAAAGCUUUCAUCUGGAUCGUGCCAGGAGUUCUGAUGGGAGGUGAGAAAAAGAAAUCCGAAAAAGCCAGACUUAGAAAAGGGAUUAAUGUUCUGAUCUCGACCCCCGGGAGACUGGUGGACCACAUCAGGAACACUCUCAGCAUUGUUUUCAGUUCUGUGCGCUGGCUCAUUCUGGAUGAAGCUGACAGGACUCUGGACCUGGGCUUUGAGAAAGAUCUGACUGUGAUUUUGAAUGCUCUAAACUCCACUGGAAUUGCCCGACAGAAUGUGCUGCUUUCAGCCACUCUCAACGAAGGCCUGUCCCGAUUAGCCAGCAUCAGUAUGAAGGACCCAGUGACCAUUCACGUGUCAGAGGGAAGCAAGGGGAUGACUCUGGCGGUUCCCCAGACGGGUAUUCAGGCUCUGUCAGACAGCUAUUCCGUUCCUGAGAGACUGAAGCAGCAUGUGGUGGUAGUGCCCAGCAAACUCCACCUGGUCUGUCUGGCAUCCUUCAUUCUGGCCAAAUGCAAGUUCGAGUGUGGGCAGAAAGUGAUCGUGUUCAUGUCCAGCUGUGACGUUGUGGAGUUUCUUCUCACACUCUUCACUAAAGUUCUGUGUGCAAAGUCCGACAGCAGCCCAGCCAACCUUUUCAACUUGUACAAGCUCCACGGCAACAUGAAACAAGAGGAGCGCACCGAGGUCUUCCAGGAGUUCUCCCAGUGUCAGACUGGCAUUCUGCUAUGCACAGAUGUGGCUGCACGUGGAUUGGAUCUGGCCCAGGUUACAUGGAUUGUACAGUACAACCCUCCCUUUUCUGUGGAGGAAUACGUUCAUCGCGUGGGCCGCACAGCUCGAAUCGGAGCUCAGGGAAGCAGCCUGCUUUUCCUCACCCCCUCUGAGACGGCCUUUGUGGACGUGCUGGCCAAUCACAACAUCAGUUUAUCAGAAAUGAAGAUGAUCUCCAUCUUGUCCGCUUUGAUGCGGGACAGCCGCUUCAAAGGCAGAGGGAAAUGGGACAGUAAGGGAUCAGGUGCUGCUUUUGAACAGGAGGUGCGGGAGAGAGCCACUGUUUUACAGACAGACUUUGAGAAUUAUGUUCAUGCCAAUAAUGAGUCACUGCAAACAGCUAAGAGUGCUCUGCAGUCUUUCCUGAGAGCGUACACCACCUACCCCUCCAGUCUGAAACAUAUCUUCCACAUCCGCAGUCUGCACCUGGGCCACGCUGCUAAGAGCUUUGGCCUGAGGGACGCACCUAAUGGCCUGGCCGGCUCCAUAACCCCUUAUCCUGCCAACUGCAAAGACAGAAAGAAGGGAAAAGACAAGAGGACACCUCCCACGAAACUCACAACAAAGGAGCGUGCAUCAAACCUUAUCCGAUCUGAGUUUUUCAGUGGGGUUGAGGGACAAUCCAAGUCUAAGAAGAGGAGGAUAAAGAGGAAAGGUAACACAGAGGAUUCUGAUGCUGCUUGAAGAGGAAACUUUAGGAGCAGAGAAGUGCUGAGGUCAGAGCACCUGCGUCCAGAUGGAUUCAUAGGUGUUCUCAAGCAGAAUGGGAGCUGCAUGGUUUGAAAACUUGCCUUAAACAUGCAGAUGGUUCUCUACGGUCACUUUUGUGCUGUUAAGUUCUUACAAAAGUGUUUUCAUAAAAUAUUUUCUGUAACUAUUUAAACAGUGUGAUUUACAUUGAAGAGCGGUUGCAUUUAUGGACAUGUUUUCAACAAAAUGUUAUUAAAAUAUAAAACAUUGGUUUUGACAUAAAAGGA
Messenger RNA from Triplophysa dalaica, 2687 nucleotides. RefSeq names its product DEAD (Asp-Glu-Ala-Asp) box polypeptide 31 (gene ddx31). Bases 178 to 2394 code for a protein of 738 amino acids. The transcript has 20 exons. Gene Ontology annotation, cellular component: nucleus. NCBI's taxonomy places the organism in Eukaryota, Metazoa, Chordata, Actinopteri, Cypriniformes, Nemacheilidae. Gene Ontology annotation, molecular function: ATP binding; RNA helicase activity; nucleic acid binding. Gene Ontology annotation, biological process: ribosome biogenesis. The record is from RefSeq and is a predicted model, not a curated record.